Apis florea (little honeybee) is the source of this 11420-nucleotide messenger RNA. RefSeq lists its product as uncharacterized. NCBI's taxonomy places the organism in Eukaryota, Metazoa, Arthropoda, Insecta, Hymenoptera, Apidae. The record is from RefSeq and is a predicted model, not a curated record. Gene Ontology annotation, molecular function: RNA binding.
UAGUACACAUCCGUUAUUUGAAGGAUUCCUUCCAGGCGGGAGCGCAGCAGUUUCGACUCCGGGGUGGCGGUGUCGAACUCGAGUAGCCGGUUCACCCGCUACGAGACGCCCCCGAGGUCGAGAACGGCGAGUUACUCCCGCGCGUCAGGAGGCGGAAGCACGCCGGGCGCGAGCCCUGCCCAUCCGACCGCCAUGUCGCGCAGCAGCAGGCGCUCGUACCAGGACACGUACUACGACGGCGACUACAGCGAGCCGGCGCCCCGACGGUUCCGAAGCUACGACGAGUUCAGCCAGGGGAGCGGGGCAAGCCACGACGACUACCAGAGUAGCGUGCUCGGCGACGGCAAGUUGAACGACGACGACUGCCCGCCCCCGUCGCGCCGCCACGCCGUGCAGAGCGUCGUGACAAGCGUCGACCCACCGGCGCCGCCGCCCCCGCUCCUGCCGCCCCCCGACAUCAGGCACCUGCAGAAGGAGAGGGUGCACCUGUUGGAGCAGCUGGAGGAGUGUCACAGCAGCGGGGACGAGGUCGGUUUCGCGCCGAAGAAGCGCGCCAAGCUCGACGGGGCCACGUCGACGGCGAUACUCUGCGAGGACGACGAGCCCGAGAUCGCCUCGCUGUUGGUCACCUCGCAUUCCAGCAGGAAGGGGAUGGACAUACGGCGAGUCAGCGACGGCAAAGUAGUGAUACAUCACAGCACGAGGAGGGGCAGUUGCGAGGGUAGAGGAGGGCCCGGACCUUGCAAGCGGCGUCGCGACGUUGCCAACAGGCAUCACGAGCAUCACGACGGGUCGAGGCCAGGAACGCCAUUGGUUGACGAGAGGCCGGAGAACUUGGUGCCUAGCGAGCCGAGGCGGUUUCGGGAGAGGAGCCACGAUGGCCCUUUGUCGUUGCCUUUGCCGAGGUUCGCCGCUCAAAUGUUGAACAACAACAACAACAGCAACAGCAACAACAACAGCGGUAACGUGAAUAGCAACAACAACGGUGGAAACAGCGGGGGCCGAUCGAGCAACUCGAGCCUCGCCAAGAUGACCAGUCCUCCCUGCGCCGCCAACCUGUCCACGGCGCCGAGCCCUCGAACGGCCCCCCAACCACCUGCCUCUCCGCCGCCUCGCCACCCGAGCCCCAGCCCGACCAGCUCCGACAGCGAGACGGCGCCCCAAUCGCCCAGCCUCGAGGAAAGGAUACGCUCCCUCGACGAGAAGUACGAGAAAUGGUCCGGGUCGAGGGCGUUGAGCGCCGCGGGUGGCGACGCCCUGGCCAAGCUGGACGCGACCGCCUCCGAGAGAUUCAGGUUUCGCCACAAGUUGCUCGACUUGGAUCUGCACGAGGUGCAGCCAAGCGACAUAGUGAAAUCGGUUCUCGCAAAGAGGAGCGUGUUCGACGAGGACUCGAAGCGUUUGGAGAACUUCAGCGAGAAAUACGAGCCGAGAGAGUUCACAGGCGUGAUCGGCGUCGGUUCCAUGAUCGGCGGCGGCAACACCACCACCACCACCACCACCUAUCCGUUUCCUAGUCAUCCGCCGGUACAAUUGUCAACGUCCGCGUCUGCCACCAGCCAGAUCGUCAUCACCUCGACCACCACCACCCCCUCCUCGAGUCUAACCUUCACCAACGCCGUGCCCUCGAAGGCGGCCUCGGAUCCGCGGACAGGCGUGCAGCACAACUGCGUGCAACACCCGACUCCGACCACACCUGUCACCCCCGGCACCUCGAUCAAGACUGUCAGCCCCGAAUUACCACCGGUUCCAGUACCGAUCGGAACGGCGGCCACCGCAGCCAACAACAAUAGUAAUAGUAGUAGCGGCAAUAGUGGUGGCAGUUUAGCUAGUAGUAUCGUUAGCGGGAACGGUAGUAGCGUAAGCAGCAGCGGUAUCCACGGAGCGGUGUCCACCGCGAGGGGAGGAUCGGCCAGCACGGCGUCCACCUCGUCGACGACCGCAGCAAUCGCGACAACCUCCACCGCCUCCAUCACCGCGUCGAGUAACGGUGGUGGUGGCGGUGGCGGCGGCGGUGGUGGCCAGUAUCAGACUUCCACCGCCUGCACCGCGUACAGCGGCGGGAAGAGCGGGAAGGAUUGUCAGAGGAAGUCGCGGAAGGAGGAGAGCUCGUCGGGCGAGGUGGAGAGGAAUAGUCGUAACAAGGACAGGGGGGAGGAGAAGGAGUCGUCGGGGGCGAACAACGAGGUUGGCGACAACGAGAGCAGCGGCAGCAGCAGCAGUAGUAGUAGUGGUGGUGGUGGUGGUGGUCACGCGUUGAAGGAGAUAGAGAAGGAGAAGGAGAGGGAGAGGGAGAGGGAGAGGGUGGAGAGGGAGCGCAGGAAGGAGAAGGAGGAGCGGGAGCGGGCGGAGAGGGAGAGGAGGGAGAAGGAGGAGAGGGAGAGGGUGGAGCGGGAGAAGCACGAGCGGGAGAAGAGGCGGGAGCGCGAGGACCAGGAGAGGCGGGAGAAGGAGAAGUCGGAACGGGAGAAGAGGAGGGAGAGGGAGGAGAAGGAGAAGGAGAAGAGGAGUCGGGGGGAGGAGGAGGGCGGGAGGAGGCAACCCACCGAGAAUCACGUUCAUCAAUCCUCGCAAUCGCAAAAUCAAAUAUCCCCUGCCCCGGUGUCGAUCAAGCGGCGGUGCUCGUCCCAGGAUGGGCCGGCCGAGGAGGACGCUAAACGGAUGAAGAUCUCCGAGGGGCACAGGAGGGACAGCAAAGACCGGCCUAGACAGUCGAAUCGAAGGUCGGAGGAUCGGAAACACCGGAACGAUUCUCACAGAUCGAGCAGGGAGAGCAGGGAGAGCCGCGACAGCAAGGAGAGCACUGGAUCCGCGCAGGACAACGGCGGCAGGGAGCAGCAGCAGCAACAACACGGCGAGGCGAACAGCAGGGAGAGUCAACGGGGAGAGAACAAUCGGGAGUUGUCCAGCAAAGAGAAACAACGAAGCAAGAGGAAUCGUUCGGAGAAGGAGUCGAGGGAACGAAGCCCGAGGGUGUCUCACGAGUCGGAUAAAGAGUUCCUAUCGAGACUGGACAUCUCGAAGCGAAAUGAUACCAACUCGCCGAGCGAACAGACCACGAUCGGUUCGAAUCAUUCGCGAGAAAUGCAACAGCAACAACAGCAGCAGCAACAACAGCAGCAGCAGCAGCAGCAACAGUCUUCCAUGAAUCUGCACAGCGACGUGGACGAUGGGCCUUUAUCGACUCACGACAUCCAGGCAAGGCAUCCAUCCGCCACCACCGACACGGACAGCGACGAGCCGAAAAAACACUCCAUUUUCGACAUCGUCGACGACGAGCCUGCCUACAUCAGCAUGUACGACAAGGUGAAGGCACGCUCGACCAAGAACAUGCAGAAAUUGGAGGAGGAGAAGCGGCAGGUACGAUUGAAGGAUAAGUUCUCGCAGUUGAAGCAGAGUCGAGCGAGGAGGGAGGAGAAGAAGCAGAGCACCUCGUGGGACGGCGACUCGGUGUCGAGCAAGGCUUUGACGGAGGACGAGGCCACCUCCGAAUCCGACUCGGCCAGGGCCAAGUCUUUGUCGAGGAAGAGUUCCAGAUCUCGUAUUCACUCGGACACCAGCGAGGAGGAGGAGUCGUUCAACAACAAGAUUCGAAAGGUGGUGAAGACCGAGAGGUUCUUGGAGAGCGACGUCGACCUCGGUUUCGCCGACACGGAGGAGAAACACAAUUCUCUCGAAACGACGAACGUGGUCGUGGUGAAUAGCGUCCACUCGAACGCGAAGGAAGAGCCCCGCACGUCGGACGACGACGAAAGAGUUCCUUUCCGUGGCAAUCAUCCGGCGAUCGUGGUCAACAAUCACGAGCGCGACUCCCGUAAAAAGUCGCACAAGAAGAAGCAAAAACGGCAAAAGAACUCGAUAUCGAACGAUCAGGAGAACAGUUUGAAAACCGAGCCCUCCGAGGCCGUGGCCGAGCACAAGAACAAGUCCAACACCGUUGCAGCGAGCGGCGGUAACGUGGAUUGCCGACCUAAUCACACGUCCGAGUCCAUCAACGUGUCCACGACCGCGACGUCCGCUGCGGGCACGCUCGAGAGCACGGAGGAGAGGAUAAGAUCGGACAAGAAACAACGGAACAAGAAGGACAAGAGGAGGGACAGGAACGGGGAUGACAAAGCCAAAGCGAGGAGGAAGAGGUUGAACAGGCAGGAGGCUAGAGAUUCGCAACGAAUGGAGGACAUAUUCGGCCCGUUGUCGGACGACGUGGACGACGGCCCGUCCAACAACGCGCUCUUCAAUCGGUUGGGUAACAACGCGUACGCCUCGGACAGCGACGGUGGGCACAGCCCUGGGUUGGACGUGGAGCGAGCGAGACGAAAGGCGGAGAAGAAGCGGCGCCACCAACCGGAGGACGAGAACAGCGUGGAUCUGGCGGAGGCGGGGCGCGAGAUCGAGGCGAAGCUUUUGGGCCUGCCCAACUCGCCGAAAUCGGGCGUGGCUUGUACGGAGAGCAACGACCACGAUGUGUUCCGGUUCACCGACGACAACGACAGCGUGGAACCGUCCACGCCGUCCGCUAUCCCGGAGAAGGUGAAAGAGAAGAAGAAGAAGAGGAAAAAGUCGAAGGAAGAGCGCAGCCGGAAGGAUUACCAUCAUCACCAUCACCAUCAUCACCACCAUCACGAGAAGAGCGGCGAGUUGCCUUAUUUGGGAGCGGAUCCCAGCCCUCCGAGGGCCAGCAGCCCGCUUGUAUCGAAAACGAUGUCGCCUACCUUACCUACGCCCAGGGACACCUUGCUGAGCCCCAUUCCGAAGGUGGUGUCCAACGUGACGACGAUGCCAUCGAUGACGCCUCCUCCCGUGGUUGGGAGCGGUAUCCAAUCGGGAAAAACGGAGAAGAAGAAGGACAAGUUUAUACCAGGGUUUGGUAUCGAGAUCGACGAGACCAUCCACGAUAACGCGGUGAAGAGUAUCUCGGAGCCGGAGGAGCGCGAGAGCAAUUGUCAGUCGCGCGGCGGCAGGGAGGAAGCGGAGGUGAACGCGUCGACUACGCCACCCACGCAAACGGAGGACAAGCCACGAGUGGCGAUCUCUCAGGAAGAGACGGAGGACGCGGUCGCUGCUCUGCUGGAGGAAACUUUCGGAGGAUCGACGGAAGAUUUCUCGUACGAGGGCGAGGAAGAAGACGCGGAAGCGGAGGACACGGUCGGAGCGACGGCCGAGGCGCCUCAAGAGGACGUCGAGGAGAUGCAACAGGCCGUGGAAAGUCUGAACGCUUCGACGGGAGAGGGCGAGACCGAUAUGAAACCGGACACUCCUCAAAGCGAGCACGAUCUGCAGAUAGACACGGACACGGAAGAGGACCCGAAUUACGAGACGUUCGAUUUGACGCAACCGCCUAAAACGCCAGACAUUCCAUCGUUCUACAAAUCGCCCACGAAAACCGUCAACGCUAUCCCGCCUUCCCUGGCGGCGACCACAGAGAAGGCCAUCGAAUCGCGGAUCUCGUCCAUACCCGUGAAAUCGCAGAGUCCACCUCCGCCAACCUCCGUGAUCGCGCACUCGUGGAACUUGAACGAGAAGCCGCGAGAAAUAGCGAAAACCGUGCAAGCGAUGGAAAACGUGGAGACGAACGUGACCGCGGCCAGUCCGGAGAUGAUUAACACGCAGCAGGCGCGUCGAGCUUCCACCUCGCCACCUCCUCAAUACAAACAGCCAGUCUUAGGUCCGUGCAGCGUACCGAUUACCAGUGAAACUCCCAGAAUAGCCGCGGUCAGCCCUAGACCACCACCGAUCAGCGUGCAAUCCUUGUACCAGAAACUGCCCGUUUCGCCGCAAUCCCAGAUGGUACCCAUGCGACAAACUUCCCCCCGAAUGCAGAACAUCUCCGCCGUUUCGACGUCAGCCUCCUCGAAUCAGACUCCUCUGCCGCCUCUAGUUCCAUCCAGGAUGCCACCCUUGGUUCCGUCGCAAUUGUCGCCGAGAAUCUUGCAACCGUUGUCGCCUAACGGGCAAUGGUCUCGAAAUUCGGCGCUCAGCCCGCACGUACCAAGCGUCGGUAAACCGUCUCCUCCGCCGGCAAGGAUAGCGGUAAGCGUGCCCGUUUCAGCGCACAGACCGGAAACACCCGCGCAACAGAUUUAUUCCACGGCUGCCACCCAACAACCCGUCAUUCAACACGCUCCCGGAAUGAGAGCUCUGGCGCCUAGUCACCCGAGAGGAGGCUUGCCACCUCUCACGCUCAAUAUCCCGCACCGUCCUUACAUGCCUGUACCACCGUUGGCUCCGGGUGUACAAGUGAAAAGCUCGAGGGAUUCCACCCUGGGUGGGAAAUCCGUGAUUGAGACGUUGCUUCCGGUAAAUCCUAACGAGCCCCCGCAGCGGCUCGAGGAACCGAAAUUAUCGCCAGCUGUCAUUCCAGAGCCCACGAACAAGGCUUCCACCUCGCCCAAAGUUCCAUCGCCGAAUCAACCGCCCACGUAUAUUCCCGAGACGGCGAAGAUCGAGAUAAACGCCAGCACGUCGAGCCCCGUGUUCGGCAAACCGACCAGCAUCUCGGCGGACACUUGCUCCUCCUUGUCGUCUAGAAAUCAGAAACAAAUUUCAGGCGCGAUAACGACGGAUGGUAAUUUGUUGUCCCCGAGACAGAAGCAAGAAAUUUCGAGCCUUCAACUUUUAACUACUCACGUGCCACGCUCCUCAACACCGAGCCCUGUGAUAGUCAGUCAUGGACAAUCUCACCUGGUCCACAAGUCUGUGGUGCAUACUAUCGGUGCAUCCACCGUUUCUUCGGCCAAUCAGCCGUUGAUCAAGACGGUUGUACCGAUAGUUUCGCAACAGAUCGCGUCCACGGUACCUGUUUCCGAGGAGAAAUGCAUCAUCGCGCAGGCGUCGCUACCUCUUACCACGAGCAAGAGGCACUCGCCGAUAAUGCAGAGCAGUCAGUUGUCGAAGCCUCAUAUACCAUUAGUAUCCACGGUGUCGCAAGCCAUUAUCGCCAGAACCGUACCAUCCACGGUAUCGUCACCACCGAUCAACAACGAGCAAACGACGGCCGACACCUGCGUGGAAUCGCGUUUACCUCCGGAGCAAGAGCUCGAGGUGGAUCCUGACGCGCAGAUGGCGCAAACGGCGCAGCCCAUGCAACUUACUCCGCCCAUACAACCUACACAACCAAUGGACGUUAUAAAAGAAGAACCGGCCGAAAUUUCGAAACGGGAAGACGACACCGCGAUGAAAGAGGAAUCGCGCAGCGAGGAAUCGGAACGUCCGUUGAAUCAGCCGACAAUCUGUACCAACGUGGACGUGAAUAAUCCUAUCAAGGUAGAGUCACAGGAUCUUGUCAAGUCGGAAAAAUUAUCGUGCGUACCGAAAUGCGAGUCUAACGAUAACAAUCUUGUUGCCAAAUUGGAAAUCGAGCCCUCUUCGGUUCCUAAGUCAGAGUCCGCGAACAACAAUGAGAUCAAGGAAGAGGAAACAGUGAAAGAGAACGAAGAAGGGGAUAUGGACGAGGAACCAUUGGCGGAGGAUCCGUUGAAAGAACCGAGCACGGAUCCGCUUGCCAUCGACGUGUCUAAGGAGGAUCCAACGGAUAGUAAGGAGGACAGUGAUUAUUGGUCGGCCAAAGAAGUGAAUAUCGAGAGCGUGAUAAAGAAAGUGGACGCGUUGUGCGAUGGCGAGGGGAACGAGGGCGACGAAGAGACGCAACAUGAUCAAAACACCAGUAACGAGGCGCAGGAGCAACCGAAAUCCAACGAAUCGGAAUGGUUCAACGCCGAGGUAACGGAAACCGAGAGCAAGAAGAACUUUGCGGCGAACGACGAUCAGGACGAAGGCGUGGAAACGUGUGAGAAUGAAUCGACCAAGAGUCGUCGUGGUAGGACAAAGAGCAGACGUGGAGGUGGUAGCCGGGGAGGGGUAACCACCAGGCGAAGCAGUAGAAAUACCGCUACUGUGGUGCAUAAACGAGGAGCGAGAACUCCUAGAGGGAGCAAGCAUCACGUGGAGAAGAACAAAUUACCAGCUGAUGUUUACGAGUUCCACGACGACAGCGAGGAGGACAAUGCCGGGCGGCCACGAUUGAUUCUCACCAUCAAAUCUCCAGUACCGAAUUUGUCCGGACCCAAUGCGCAACCAGCAACACCUAUUGCCGCAGUGAAAGAAGUACCGCCUGAAGAGUUUGUCCCUCCAGCGGCGAACACGAGAAAGUCGAGGAGAUUGGCCGAGAGAGAUGGAAUUAGGAACACGAUCGACGAUGUGAUCGAAGAUGUCGUUCGUGGCUCCGCGGUGAACAAGAAUGUACUAGGAGGAUCUGGGAAUGUUCACGCUACAAGACGAAGCACCAGGCACAACAAUUCGCCUCGCGUACAGGCCACGAUGCAAUUGGCCGAACCUAGAAAGUCGCCGAGAAGCGUGCGCGGUAAAUCUGCGCGUAGAACAUCCGAGAACGAUGACGACGAAGAGUAUCGCGAAUUGAUGAAGAUGAAGGAAACGCCACCCAUAUCGCAAGAACUUCAAAAUAAAGAGGAGAGUGUCCCGGUUCCGGAUGAAACUUCAAAAACGGAAGAGGCCAGUCAACCUGUACCAGAACCAACUCAGAAACCAGUUUCUCAUGAACCGAUGACGCUGAUAGAUCCGGUGACUGGAAUGUUAAUACCGAUGAGAGAGUCGGAGGAAGGUCAAUACAUUCCAGUUUCCACGACCUCUGGACAGACUGUAAACAGAAACGCGUGCGAGUCCAGAACUGCUCCAGCAAUGAUGGCGAAUGCUGUUCCUAAUACGAGUGGAGUGUUAAGACCGAAACCACCUCAACCGGAAAAUCUAAGUAUUUCCGAAGAGCCGAAAAAGGAACAAAUUCAAGAACCGGGCCAAAAUCAACAGAUUCAGCCACAGACCAGCGUUAUAACGAAACCGCAAUCUCCGGUAGUUCAAGUAACCUCUACGGUCAGUAUAAUUCAAUCAGCGACAACUUCCACCACCGUUACUUCUGUAGCUACAACAACGGUGGCGAUGCCAACGACAUCUACCUGCUCAACUCAAUCGAAACCUACGAGCCUCAAGGCUCAUGUAUUAAAUGCCAGUAAAUUAGCUACACCGGUGCAACAACAAGUGGUGAUCACGAAACCAGCAACUCCUAGCGUACCUAGCCAAUCGGUUGUGCAGAACAUCGUGAAAUCCACUCAACCGAUGCAAGGUCUACACUUACAAGUAUCCAGUAACAGAGUGGUCUCGCCGAGUUUGAGUCCACGUAGCAAACAAACACCACAAAUUAGCGCGGCGAAUGGAAAAAGUCAAGGGCAGCCUAUGUCACCGGUUCUCAACAACACUGGUGUUCCACCGAAUCCGAAACAGCACCUUUUGCAAGCGGCCAAACAACAAACAUCGGCGAUAGUGAAUCUUCCUUCUCAGAAAUUACCCAUGAACGUCCAUCCAGCUAAUGUAACUACAACAUCUACCCCGAGAAUACAUCAACCUGUUUCCCAACCAACAGCAUUAAAGGCUAUUAAUGGCCAGCCACAUCCUCUGAAUCCGAAGGCACAUUUGCUGCAGGCGGUGGUGCCACCAAUGGUCACAGGUGCGGUGGCCAGUCCACCUACUCAACCUCAUUUGAUGAAUCCACAACCCGCUAAUGUGAGCUGUUCGCGCCCUCCAGCACCAAAACCAUCAGUAACGGGAACGAUGGAACCACCGAAAGUAGAAGUGUCGAUGUCUGGCUGUAUCAUGGUUCCAACUGCGAGUCCUCAAGCUCGAGGAGUACCUAUAUCAACUUAUGAAGGACCAUUGCAUGGAAGUGCGGGUGCUACUCCAUCACCAGGGGGCCAAUAUGGACUUGUCCCCCCACAUCGAUCCCAGAGUCCUCCAUUGCCUCCACCUGCCCAUCAUCAUACUAAUGCUUCUCAGGGUGACGUUGUAAACCACUUUGGAGGUCUGGCAAGAGGGGCAGAAAUACCACCUCAUUAUAUGCAUCCGCAAAUGCUGCAAUAUCAGUAUCUACGUGCACAACAAGAGGCAUUGACAGCUCCACGGAUAUAUCACAUUCAAGAAACUCGAUCUCCUCAUUUACCAUUAGAUCCUAAACUUGAAACAGGCAUAGAGGACAGUCACAGCCCACCAUUGGAAUUGAGACGUAGUGCAAGAACACCUCAAGAUCGAACUACUGAUAGUCCUCAAGUAGCUCAAGUGUAUAUGAUGCAUGGAACAGUGAGAUUACCACCACCACCACCGCAAUAUAAUGCUGGAAGUAAUCCAUCUUUAACUGGUGCACCAGCAGCUGCCAGAGGCGGUUUUUACGAGCCUCCACCGGCGCAUUUGCGCUCUCAAUAUCCUAUCGCCGCCAGUGAAGCGCCAAGCGACAGAGCAAUUACACCAGAUAGGCCUAGAAAACACCAAGUAGUUACUCCACCUCAUGCUUCUCAAGUGCCACCACAAGCAGACUCGUUUCAAAUGUUAUUGCAACGUUAUCCAGUUAUGUGGCAAGGACUAUUGGCUCUUAAAAAUGACCAAGCAGCAGUACAAAUGCAUUUCGUUUUUGGCAAUCCCAAUGUAGCAAGGGACAGUCUACCGUGCAAUAGCGAUGGCUCUACUCCACCAUUGAGAAUCGCCCAGAGAAUGAGAUUGGAACAAACUCAGGUCGAAGGAGUAGCGAGAAAGAUGCAGAUGGAUAAUGAACACUGUAUGCUUCUUGCACUUCCUUGUGGUCGAGAUGAGGUAGACGUACUACAACAAAGCAAGAACCUCCAAACCGGAUUUAUAAUGUAUCUACAGCAAAAACAGGCUGCUGGAAUUGUUAACAUCGCUGCACCAGGAUCACAACAACCUGCGUAUGUAGUUCAUAUUUUCCCAUCUUGUGACUUCGCAAACGAGAGCUUGGCGCGAAUCGCGCCGGAUUUGUUGCACCGUGUCGCAAAAAUCGCUCAUUUGCUCAUCGUUAUUGCCACCGUUUGAGGCCAACCAGUGAUCUAUUGGAUUACAAUCUAUCUAUACUUCUCGCCUUCACGCACUUGUAGGACACUUCGCACGUGGCAUGAAGCCUGGAGUGUCCUCCCGACGAAGUGCAGUAUCGUACAACAAACGAUGAGAGUAUUUCCGAGGGAAUGAAAGGUUUCUCCUCUGGAGUUAUAUCAGUGACAAUCAAACGGAUUCUUUUGCGAAUCGUGCCGACCUUUUAGAUCGUAGGCCUAAAACGUAGGUACGGGGUUGUGUAACGUAGAGAGGCUAGCACGGUCAAUGUACCAGCAUCACCGAGCGUGUCUUUCUUCUCCAGUUUAAUUUGCGAUGACGAGUUUUAUUCCUGAUUAUGGAAUGACUCGCAGUUCGCUCAUCACUGAUGACGUUUGUGAGAUCGACCGACAUCACUCUUGGUCUUUCUGACAAGCGGAUCAGGCACAACCCCAGCCCUUAGUGAAGACCUUCGAUUGAUAAAAAAAACCACGCGAUGUCCUCACUGUGAAAAGAAAAGAUUUAAGAAGGAAAAAAAAAAA